AAUGACUUUCAUAUUCCAUGCGUUUUGCCCAUUCUGCAUUUAUCAAGCUCUCUGACUUUCUAUGCCUGCUUCAAUUUUGACGCUUUCAAAUACCCAAUCAUGUCGCCUGAUAACAGAAUAUGCUUGCUCUUUAUGCGCCGUUCAUAACUGGUCUAGAUACUUCUGUAUUCACCCAUUAAAGGCCAACUGAUUCCAGCACGACCUUAUUAAAUAAUUGGUAUGAAAAAAAUCGGCCAUUGACUUUUAAGGGAUCGAUAGAUAGAUAAGAGUUUAAUUACCAGAAGAUUUGUCUGCAGUUUCUUUGGCUCAAUGGGAACUUGGUGUAAGAUGUCCGAUGGAGGAGAUUUUGGACCCAAUACAGUUAUUUGCAGUACUGCUUUCGAUUCGAACUCUCUAUCUUUUACUCAUCUUCUCACCAGCUCUGGUGCUGCCAUUUACGAUGAUGAUGUUUUCCUGGGAGGAUGUGAAAAUUCUGUGGAGAAUCCUCCUCUCCACAGCCCAAGUUUCUUUUCUACAGCAGAGGACUCCAUGAAUAAAGACGGGUGUGAUAAAAAAGUUACCCCCCGUCUUCCCAAUAUAAAACAGGAACCAAUUAGUUCUGAGAAUACUGAAUCUGUAGAUUCGGAAACACACAAGAAUCCUUCCAGUUUAAGCAAGCUAUGCCCAUCCAGCAAAAUCCCGGGUAUUAAAAAAAGGAAGAGUCAGCAAAGGAAAAUUAUGCAAAUUCCCAUGACAGAAGGAUCGUGGAAUAAGCAGGGCGGCGCAGGCGUUCCUUCUGAUCUUUGGUCUUGGCGUAAAUAUGGGCAAAAGCCCAUCAAGGGCUCACCUUACCCUAGGUGCAGUAGCUCGAAAGGAUGCCCGGCAAGGAAGCAGCUUGAGCGCAGUUUCACAGAUCCCACUAUGAUUAUCAUCACAUACACAGAAGAUCACAACCAUGCUUGGCCCCCCCAUCGAAGAUCCUCUGCACAAACUCCAUUGGAGGUGCAGCCCGUUUCUUCGCUUGCCCCCAACUCUUCAGAUUGUGCGUCCCCACAGAAUGAAGAAAAGGAGAGAGCUAAUUCUGAAGUUAUGAACAGUUCGAUUGAGGAGGAGGAUCCAUAUAAUAAUAAUCAAGUUGUGGAGGACAAUUUAUUUGCAGAUUUUGGGGAACCUCCAGAAUUGGAUGGUAAGGAUUUUAGUAAUCAUUCUGACGAGGAAGAGGGCAGUACAAUGAUCGACCCAUUUAACCUCUUCGAUUGGUCUUUUUCUACAAACGAAAUACCAAUUCAUGAUGAGUGUUUCUAACUUUGCCUACAUCAAUCUGUAAAACUGCUACUGAUCGAUCUCUUCUUUGUAAUUAUUUGUCGGAAUCGAUUGUGGAUUUGAUUUUGCCCGCUUUUGCUUCCAUUAUAUUUUAACUUGUAAAUUCCUGGCAUCAUUUCCACUGAUAAGACAUUUCCUUUUUCUUUCAUACGACAUCUCCACAGAGGGAUUAAGGAUUUUUUUAUGAUGAAUAAUGCUCUCGACAGUAACGUACUGAUUUAUUU
Molecule: messenger RNA, 1526 nt
Organism: Cryptomeria japonica (Japanese cedar)
Lineage: Eukaryota; Viridiplantae; Streptophyta; Pinopsida; Cupressales; Cupressaceae
Product: probable WRKY transcription factor 35
Exons: 3
Coding region: 310-1284 (324 amino acids)
Biological process (GO): regulation of DNA-templated transcription
Cellular component (GO): nucleus
Molecular function (GO): DNA-binding transcription factor activity; transcription cis-regulatory region binding
Source: RefSeq, a predicted model, not a curated record